This is a messenger RNA of Oryza brachyantha (malo sina), 1239 nucleotides long. RefSeq names its product protein PHOSPHATE-INDUCED 1 homolog. Bases 161 to 1096 code for a protein of 311 amino acids. Lineage: Eukaryota; Viridiplantae; Streptophyta; Magnoliopsida; Poales; Poaceae. The record is from RefSeq and is a predicted model, not a curated record. The transcript has a single exon.
CGUCACGCGCAAAAUUUAACCAUCCCCAUCCACUCCCACUGCCACACUCCACUCCACUCUCCUCGGCCACUAUAAAAGCUGCACCCUGCUCGGUCUGCUUCCCCCACCCCCAUCGUCCCCAAGUACUCACGCCAAAAGCCCACCGAAAUCCUCUCCCCCGAUGGCGGCCUCCUCCGCAGCUGUGGCGGCGUGCCUGCUGGCGUGCGCGCUUCUGUUCCAGACGUGCGUCGCGUCGAGGAGGCUCACGGCGCUGGUGCAGGAGCAGCCCAUCACCAUGACGUACCACAAGGGCGCGCUCCUCUCGGGCCGCAUCGCCGUCAACCUCAUCUGGUACGGCAACUUCUCCGCCCCGCAGCGCGCGGUGAUCACCGACUUCGUCUCGUCGUUGUCCACCGCCCCGGCGCCGCAGCAGCAGCCGGAGCCGUCCGUCGCCAGCUGGUUCAAGACGGCGCAGAAGUACUACGCCAACUCCAAGGCGCGCUUCCCUGCGCUGUCCCUCGGUUCCCACGUCCACGACCAGUCGUACUCCCUCGGAAGGCACCUCAAGGACAGGGACAUCGUCAAGCUCGCCGCCCGCGGCUCGCCGAGCCGCGCUAUCAACGUGGUGCUCACGUCCGACGACGUCACCGUUGACGGCUUCUGCAUGAGCCGGUGCGGCACACACGGCGCGUCCCCCCGGUCCCGCGCCGGGCGGUUCGCGUACGUGUGGGUCGGCAACCCGGCGUCCCAGUGCCCCGGGCAAUGCGCGUGGCCGUACCACCAGCCGGUGUACGGCCCGCAGGCGGCGCCCCUCACGCCGCCCAACGGCGACGUCGGCGUGGACGGCAUGGUGGUUUCCCUGGCGUCGAUGAUCGUCGGCACCGUCACCAACCCGUUCGGCAACGGCUUCUUCCAGGGCGACGCCGACGCGCCGCUGGAGGCAGCCACCGCGUGCGCCGGAGUGUACGGCAAGGGUGCGUACCCGGGGUACGCGGGGUCGCUGCUGGUGGACCCGGCCAGCGGGGCUAGCUACAACGCGAAUGGGGCCCACGGGAGGAAAUACCUGGUCCCCGCGCUCGUGGACCCCGAUACGUCGGCUUGCUCCACCGUCGGGUAGAUUUGUAGGAAUGUACUGUUGUUACCACUGUGGAGAGUGUUCCACACGGCUGAUGUUUGUACCUGGGGUAGUGGUGAAAUUCUUUCAUUUGUUCAAUGAAAAAAAAUUAACUAGUUCAAGAUGGUACUGUUCUAAACUGAAAA